AUGGAUGAUAUUUCAAUGUCUAAUAUUUUAAAACCAAUUGAUGAAGAAGAAAGAAUACAUCUACAAAACAAAUUGAAUGAACAAAGAUUAGAGCUAGAAGAAAAGAAAAAAUAUUUAGAAGAAUUAAAAAAACUAAAUGAAAAAGCAGAAGAUAUAUCAGAAUUGCAAAAUAAUGAUUAUCCAGAUCCUGAUAAAAUUCUUGAAAACUUUUUAGAAUCUUUAGAAAAAGAUGAACACGAAAUAGAAGAAUUACAAGAACAACGAAAAAAUACAGAUAUAAAAUACUUAGAUAAGCAUUUAAUAAGUAGUAAUAUAUCAAAUGAUAAAUUUUACAAUAAGCAUAAUUCUUUAGAAGAACAUAUGGAACAAUCGUUUAUUUUUAAAAAAAAAGCAUCUGUAAAAAAUUUUAAUUUUAAAAUUAACAAAUUAAAUGAAGCAAAAGUCAUAAAUGUUGAACAAAAAAAUAUAAAGAAAUUUAAUAAAUCAAUUCAAGUUAACAUAAUUGAUGAAAAAAUUACUACUUUUGAAAAGAAAAAAGAAGAGAUAACUACAUUAUUAUUACAUGAAAAUUAUCCAAUAUAUAUAAAUAAAGAAGAAAAAUUAAAUAAUAAUAAUAAUAAUAAUAAUGAUAAUAAUAAUAAUAAUAGUAAUAUAGUAAAUGAUAAAAAAAACGUUAUAUUAAAAUCAAAAAAAAAAGAAAAAAAGGUAAUGAAAAAAGUGGACCAACAAAAAAAAGACAAGAAAAAAGAAGAAGAAGAAGAAGAAAAAGAAGAAGAAAAAGAAGAAGAAAAAGAAGAAGAAAAAGAAGAAGAAAAAGAAGAAGAAGAUGAGGAUAAGGAUGAAGAAGAAAUAAAUAAUGAUAAAAAAGAUAAAACAAGUAAAACUAUAAGUAAAUUAAAAAUAUCAAAAAAAAAGUCUUUAGAUGAAGAGAAAAAGAAAAAUAUAUUAAAGAGUAAUAAUUUCAUAAAAUUUAUUGAAAAUACUUCAAAAAUAAUUGAAAGAACUUUAGGAGAACAAGAAAUGUUUAAUACUAUGUUUGACUUUGUAGCAAAAGAUUUAUCAGAUGAAUCAGAAAGUUUAGAAAAAUUAAAAUUAUUAAAUACUUAUUAUUGUAAAAAAUAUACAGGUGCAAGACCUAUAACAGAUAUUAAAACCUCUAAUGUAUAUAGUGAAUUAUUUUUAGCUUCUUAUGGAGCAUCAGAAACAGCUAGUUAUACAGAUCCUGAUGGAUAUGUUUUAGUGUGGAAUACAACUAUGAACAAUAGGCCAGAGUAUGUAUUUACCUCACAACCAGCUGUAUGUACAGCUUUAUUUAAUAAAUUUAAUCCUCAUUUAAUAAUAGGGGGUACUUAUACAGGUAAUAUUGUUUUAUGGGAUAUUCGAGCUAGAGAAAAACCAGUACAAAAAACCUUACUUUCAUCAAAUGGACAUUUACAUCCAAUUUACUGUGCAGAAAUUAUAGGAACACAAAAUGCACACAAUCUUGUAACUGUUGAUACAGAUGGGAGAUUAUGUAAUUGGUCGUUAAAUAUGCUUACAUGUCCAUCAGAUACAGUUGAUUUAAAAAGAGGAAACAGAGAAGUGUCAUGUUGUUGUUUUUCAUUUCAAGAAGGAGAAAUAAAUACUUUAUAUGGUGGUGCGGAAGAUGGUUCUUUAUUUCAAGCACAAAUACACGGAACAAAAGUGGGAAUAACAGAAUUUUAUAAUAUUCAUCAUGGACAAUUAACAGCUACUCAAUUUCAUCCAUUAAUUGAAGGAACCAAUGAUCAUAAUGACCUUAUAUUAACAGCUUCAGUAGAUUGGACAUGUAAUUUAUUAAGUAUAAAAGAUCCAGCAAAUCCAUUAUUUACCUUUGAUUCAUUUGAAGACUAUUUAAUGGAUAUUAAAUGGCAUCCUGUACAUCCAGGAAUUUUUGCAACAUGUAGUAGCAAUGGAAAAAUAAAAUUGUGGAAUAUUUCUUAUGAUUUUGAAUCUCCUUACUUUGAAACUAGCAUUAAUGAAAAAUCUACAAAUAAAAUAUCAUGGUCAUAUGAAGGAAAAAAAUUAAUAGCUGGAGAUUCAGAUGGCUAUUUAACCCUGUGGAAUACCUCAAGUGAAUUAUAUCAACCAAGAUCAGAAGAUAUCACUAAAUUUGAAAAUAAAAUCACAAAAAUGAAAUCAGAUAGAAUUGCAACCAAUAUUAUAGAAACUGAAAUUUAA
Messenger RNA from Plasmodium gallinaceum, 2199 nucleotides. Its product is annotated as cytoplasmic dynein intermediate chain, putative. Gene Ontology annotation, molecular function: dynein heavy chain binding; dynein light chain binding. Gene Ontology annotation, cellular component: cytoplasmic dynein complex. Lineage: Eukaryota; Apicomplexa; Aconoidasida; Haemosporida; Plasmodiidae. The transcript has a single exon. The record is from RefSeq and is a predicted model, not a curated record. Gene Ontology annotation, biological process: transport along microtubule. Bases 1 to 2199 code for a protein of 732 amino acids.